Propithecus coquereli (Coquerel's sifaka) is the source of this 935-nucleotide messenger RNA. It is a transcript of the gene LKAAEAR1, whose product is annotated as LKAAEAR motif containing 1. The record is from RefSeq and is a predicted model, not a curated record. Lineage: Eukaryota; Metazoa; Chordata; Mammalia; Primates; Indriidae.
GGGAGUCCAGCUGGGCCAGAGCUGGAGUGUGCGGUGGGGUCGGGCCGGGCAGGGCCCAGGGCCCUCUCAGGCACCGACGGGACGCGCUCUUCCCUCCGCAGGGCGUAAGGAUGCAGCCGCCGGCGAAAGAGGCCGGGCGCAAGGGCCCGCGGGAGCGCGCCGGGAAAGGCGCGCCAGGCGCAAGGCCCGGGAAGGAGCGCGCCAAGGGGGCGCCCGCGGCGGAGCCCCCCAAGCCUGGCUGGACCCUGACGCUGGAGGGGUUGGCGGCUAUGCUCCCCGCGCAGCGCCACCGCCACCUGCUCUUCGGCGACCUGCUAGAGGACGUGGGCGCAGCCGCCUCCAUCUUCCCGCGCGAGUCGGCGGAGCUGCGGGACCGCAUGCCCGACCCGCGCGCGUGGGCCCAGUCGCUCGAGCUGCCGGCCGAGCGCCAGAACCGGCUCCUCGGAGUCCUCAAGGCAGCGGAGGCCCGCGGGAGAGUCCGCGCCCUGCGGCUGCGCUACACCCGCAUGCGGGAGGAGGAGAUCUCGCUCCUCAUCCAGCGGCAGAAGUCCGCGCGCGCCGCCAUCCGGCUCGAGCUAUUUCUGCCGCCGCAGCUAAAGCCCACGCGGAUCCCGGACCCGCUGGACGGCCAGGAGGUGCCGGCAAGCCCGGGAAGGGGCGGAGAGGCCCCCCCCGCCACCCCACACACCUGGCGCCAGCCUCUCUCCCCCGCAGCGGAGGCGCGUGGAGACCAUCCUGGAGGAGAGCGAGGGGAGCAUCUUCCCGCGGUGACGGCGACCUGGAGUGUGCAGCCGCGCCCCACCCUUCCGCAUAAAGUUCUCAUUCUCCGUUCUCCGAGGGCUCUCUGGUCUUUCUGCUUCCCCCCCCCAGGAUCCCGCCCCCGGAGGCCAGCCCUUCCCCCCACACCUGACUCUUCACCCUUCCUGGGCUGUUGA